Molecule: messenger RNA, 885 nt
Organism: Kwoniella botswanensis
Lineage: Eukaryota; Fungi; Basidiomycota; Tremellomycetes; Tremellales; Cryptococcaceae
Exons: 4
Coding region: 1-885 (294 amino acids)
Source: RefSeq, a predicted model, not a curated record
AUGAUUCAUCGACUUUACCUCCAAACCGCUGUACUUUUGAUCCUUGCACGAAGGGUUAUAGGUUCCCCCGUACAUCCAUCAGAAGAUAUAUCAGGAUUUCAAUCGGAUACAGUAGUUGUUGAUGCGCAAUCCCAGAAUGACAUUGGGCAAUAUGAAUCUAUUCCAACGAUAUUGAAUCCACAAUAUGAGAAAGGUUAUGAAGUAGAACAAGAACAAGAACAGGAGACUAUGUACGAUUUAUGUGAGGAUAUCAUACUUCCUCAAUCCAAUCACGAUCCCACCGACCCAGAGGUAAACGAUCAACUCAUCCACCUCGAAGAGGAUCGUGAUCGUGAUCCAAUGUUUCAAGGACAGAGAUUAUGUAAAAGACCAUCUGGUGGUUCUUCAUCUUCCUCUUCAAGCAGCAGUAGUAGUAGUGGAAGUAGAGGUGGCUCUUCAUCAAGUUCAGGAUCCAGUUCCAGCUCUAAUUCGGGCUCUGGAUCAAGUGGUUCUAGAGGUGGUACUUCCGGUUCCAACACUGGCUCGGGAUCAGGAUCAAAUAGGAAUACCGGUACGGGAAGUGGUAUUAGAGGAGGUACAGGUACGGGUACUACCAAUGAUGGUGAUACGGAUGGUGAUGGGGCGGCUGAUUCCGGGUCGGGUACUGGGACUGGAGGGAACACAGUAGCCAAUGGUAAUUCUGGUCAGACCACUGGUGGAAGAGCUACGUCCGCUGGAGGGUCUGCGCCUGCUACGACAGUCAGUAACAGCGGAGGAGCAGCAACUAGUGUGGUGGCUGCUAAUCCCGCUACGAGCUCAAGGACCAGUAAUGCUCGACGGAACGUUCCCCUAAUGGGUUAUCCGAUAUCUGUGAUUAGUGUGGUUACGAUGUAUCUUCUAUCGUAG